Messenger RNA from Hyaloscypha bicolor E, 1014 nucleotides. RefSeq lists its product as uncharacterized. NCBI's taxonomy places the organism in Eukaryota, Fungi, Ascomycota, Leotiomycetes, Helotiales, Hyaloscyphaceae. The transcript has a single exon. The coding region runs from base 1 to 798 and encodes 265 amino acids. The record is from RefSeq and is a predicted model, not a curated record.
AUGGCUUCUUUCUCAUUAUCCUCGCUCUCCAUCGACAACAGACCAGUCACCAUCCCCGACGGGUUUCCCGAAGAGCUCAAACUGAUGAUCUUGCACAAAGCCAGCGACGAAUCCGAGAUAAUCAAGGUCACCGUUGUACGACACAUCCAGCAGAACAAGACGAGAAGCUCCAAGACAAUUCGCGGAGUCGUUGUUCAAGCAGGUUUCACGUCCACAUACAAAACAACCUCUGUUUCUGUCAAUCCCGACGGCACUGAAUUCACUCGCAAUGACGGUCAUCAAUACCAACGCUCCGGUCUCGCAUUUGCUAGCCAUUUGACUCGCUCCAUCUACCUCAAGAGCAAACCAGCUUACCUCAAUCACAACAAUGGGCAAAAGAUAUUCUUCAACCCGGAUACUGAUAAGAUCUACUUCCCCGAUAUCACCCGCUUCAAUCUGCACCAACGACGCCAGAGGCUCCGACCCCAGAUCGACUAUCUCACUGGUGGCACAAGCAUCAGCACGGUCAUAUUUGACAAGCAGACUGAUAACAAUCGGGUCAGAAAUCUCCUCCCACCAAUUGUCGGCACCUUCUUGAGAACUAUCAAGCAGAUCGAGCAGGGUAUUACCUUCCUGAACGAGAAAACCGCAGAUUGGAAGGAGGAGGUCCAGGAGGAGCAUGAGAGGUUGGUUCAUGAGGUUGACAGGGCUGAUGUCUGUCUGAACCUGGAUGCGAGACUCUGCAAAAAGGUCAAUGGGGUUCAGUUUGCGUCGGGUGUGAAGAUCCUGCGGUUUCCGAACUUGGAGGAAGAUGCAUAAGGGGUGGGCAAUGUUUAGUACAUGCACAUCCAGAACAGUGAGAUGAGGUUUAGCAAUGUCUGGAGGGAGGUGCAUGAGGAGUGGACAACGUUCAGUACAUACACAACCAGAACAGUGAGAUGAGGUUUGGCAAUGUGCAGAUGGACUUGAGACAACGAGAAAAGUGGGUUUCUCAGUGCGCUCAAUCAGGGUAUCAUAUUUGCAGACAGCAGGAAU